Equus caballus (horse) is the source of this 4025-nucleotide messenger RNA. It is a transcript of the gene B3GALT6, whose product is annotated as beta-1,3-galactosyltransferase 6. The record is from RefSeq and is a predicted model, not a curated record. Gene Ontology annotation, biological process: glycosaminoglycan biosynthetic process. Gene Ontology annotation, cellular component: Golgi membrane. Gene Ontology annotation, molecular function: UDP-galactosyltransferase activity. Lineage: Eukaryota; Metazoa; Chordata; Mammalia; Perissodactyla; Equidae.
CCGGGCGUGCGACGCCGCCGGCCGGGUCAUGAAGCUGCUGCGGCGCGCGUGGCGGCACCGGACGGCGCUGGGCCUGAGCGGCCUGGCGCUCUGCGGCGCCGCGCUGCUCUACCUGGCGCGCUGCGCGGCCGAGGGCCCCCGCCCGCCGCCCGGCCGCGGCGUCCUGCCCGCCGGGCCCGCGCGCGCCGCCGCCUUCCUGGCCGUGCUGGUGGCCAGCGCGCCGCGGGCUGCCGAGCGGCGCAGCGUGGUCCGCGGCACGUGGCUGGCGGCGGCGCGGCGCGGCGGCCCGGGCGACGUGUGGGCGCGCUUCGCCGUGGGCACGGACGGCCUGGGCGCCGAGGAGCGGCGCGCCCUGGAGCGCGAGCAGGCACGGCACGGCGACCUGCUGCUGCUGCCCGCGCUGCGCGACGCCUACGAGAACCUUACGGCCAAGGUGCUGGCCAUGCUGGCCUGGCUGGACGAGCACGUGGCCUUCGAGUUCGUGCUCAAGGCGGACGACGACUCGUUCGCACGGCUGGACGCGCUGGUGGCCGAGCUGCGUGCCCGCGACCCCGCGCGCCGCCGCCGCCUCUACUGGGGCUUUUUCUCGGGCCGCGGGCGCGUCAAGCCCGGGGGCCGCUGGCGCGAGGCCGCCUGGCAGCUGUGCGACUACUACUUGCCCUACGCGCUGGGGGGCGGCUACGUGCUCUCGGCCGACCUGGUGCACUACCUGCGCAUCAGCCGCGAGUAUCUGCGCGCGUGGCACAGCGAGGACGUGUCGCUGGGCGCCUGGCUCGCACCAGUGGACGUGCAGCGCGAGCACGACCCGCGCUUCGACACCGAGUACAAGUCCCGCGGCUGCAGCAACCAGUACCUGGUGACGCACAAGCAGAGCCUGCAGGACAUGCUGGAGAAGCACCAGACGCUGACGCGCGAGGGCCGCCUGUGCAAGCAGGAGGUGCAGCUGCGUCUCUCCUACGUCUACGACUGGUCCGCGCCGCCCUCUCAGUGCUGCCAGAGGAAGGAGGGCAUCCCUUGAGCGCAGCCCCCUCACCCGGGGCUCCGAGGGCACCGCAGCUGCUCUGCGCACCGCACGCCGGCGCUGGAGGAGAGGCCAGGACAGACGCCUCGGGAGGUGGCCGCUGCAGUGAGAGUCACUUGGGGGCCUGUGGGGCGCCAGCUGAGGUAGCCUCCUACUGGCGUUCCACUGGCGAAGCCGACAGGUUCCAGGACCUGGAUUCAUGAGACGACCCCAGUUUGGGAACACCAGGGUGGACCCAGCAGGGCCGUGCCCACCAGUGGGGGGACAGGUUCCCCAGGAAUGCUGAUUCCUCUUGCCAACCAUUUUUGACCUGGGACGUCUCUUCUGAGCCUCGGGAUCAUCAGAUGAGUUGUGUGCACAUCUCUGUUUCAGACGAGAAGGUGCUCAGAGAGACCGGGCGACCUGCUGAGUGGCCAGUGGCAGAGCCGGGAUUGGAGCCGAGGGCUGGACCCCCAGAUCCCUGCCCAGCACCACGUGGGCACACAUGCACCCUGUAGACUGUGGGGGGAGCCUAGGAUCAGGAGACUGCAGGCCCUGAGAGAUGGGGAAGUCAGGCCACCAAACCGGCUUUUAUGAGGGAAUUUAGGAGACAGAACAACCAACUCUUCUCCAACCGAAGUGGUGUCUCCAUACACGGCUAUCAGACCCCUGAGCGGGGCGCCCGGGCAGGCCUGGGCGUGGGCAGCAGGCCUCAUCUGAGAGGUACACAGCUCCCCUGUGCAGGGCCCUCUCCAGGGGCCCUGGUCCUGCCCCUCCCCCACCACGGCCUCGUGGAGAGAGAAGGCAGGCUGUCAGAGAACCAGGAUGAUGUGCCAGCCGCCUGCCUCAGCCCUGGAAACAGCCCCUUCGUUUUCCAACAACUGGAGGAGACUGAGGCACAAGAGACGGUGCCCUGGCCAAGGUCGCAGAGCUAGAAAACGAGGAACUUCAAAAACACCCUCAGCAGCCAGGAUGAAUCUCCAGAGAAUGAUGCUGAGCAAGAAAAGCCAGUCCCAAAAUAUUACAUGCUGCUUCCGUUUCUGUGACGUCCUUGGACGACAGAGUUGUAGAGACAGAGGACAGAUGAGUGCUGCUGGUCCAGGAGGAGCGGGAAGGGAAGUGGGGUGGGUACUCAAGUGGGUGGGAACUCGGGAUCUUGCCUGAAGCCUGAAUGUUGGUUUCCCGGUGGUGAUGUCAUCCUACAGUUUUUCGAGACUCUACCAUUGGGGGAGCCUGGGAGAGGGGUACACGAUUUCCCUGUACUGUUUCUCACAACCGCAUGUGAAUUUACAGUUAUCUCAGAAAGUUCAAUUUAAAAGUAUAUAUCACGUCACUAAUUCUAAUAAAAUAGGAACCUGGGGCCCAGGAUGGCCCAGCACCAGGAAGGGGAAUGUUCACCACACACGUGUGCCGAGGGCAGGGUGCAUGGCUCCUGCGGGGGGCCAGUGCUGCACCUGCCAUUGUCCUGUCGUCCCCCACCCCCACCCCAGGUCUGAGCCAAGACCUCCCCACCACCCUCCUGGCCCCCUCCACCCCCAAAGCUGGGGUCCGCUUGGUGUGGCAGAGUUGGCAAGACCCAAGAAGGACCAGGGACAAGCUAGGGGCUGGGGAGAACCUGGGGGCCACAGUUUGGGGGUUUGCCAGGACAUGCACCUGCUGGAGACCAUGGGACAGAAGGGAGUGAGGCCUCACUGCCUCAAGUGAGCCUGGAGGAGGCGUGCCCCACCCUCACACGCUGGGGGCUUCCAGGCCUUUCCAGGCCCUGUAGCACAGGCUGGUGUGCAGCUCAGAACUGGGGAGGAGCCAGCCCACUGGCUGCCCCUCUUGUCCCUGUACACAAGGGGCCAGCCCCUGAUCCCCCCCAAACAGGGGGUAGGGUUUUCGCUCCUCUGCCCCCCAAUGUUGCUGUGUAUACUAGGUUUAGCCAGUAAGUUCUGACCUUGGGAAGGUCCUCUGGCCUCUGGGCUUCCGUGUGCACAUGAUAAAAAUAGAAACGUUCAGAUUCAAAGACCCCUCCAGUUUCAAUGGCUGGGGGGCUCUGUUUCUCUGAGCACUGAGCUGUGGCCAUAGCACCCUGCUGCAUCCAUGGAGUGAGAGAGAAGGCCAUCAAGAGGCCCCCAAGUUGGUGACAUCGUCAGGGUGGGGCAGUGGAUCUGCCUCUGCCCCCACUUCACCACCCCCAGCCAAGCCAUGGAGCAAUGAGCUGCAGGGGACCCAGGACCAGCCCAGCCUGGCGCUGAGAGCAGGAGGGGUGAGCAGGGCACCCAGCGGCCUGAGCCAUCACACCUGUGCUCACAGCCCUUCUCAGGCCUGCUGCCUGUCCCCCAAUCACUUCCCCACCCUCAGGCCCCUCUCCCCUGCUCCUGGCUGCAGCCUCCUUUGCCCUCCACAUCAGGCUCACUUGCUGGCCAUCUGGCACAUGUUCCCUGCCUCGGGCCUCCACUGUCCCUUUAUUCACUUGAAGUCACCUUCUUGGGGCAGCCCAUCCACAUCACCUGCUGACUGCUGCCUUGUGGUCUCUCACUGUCCCUGCCUUUCACCUGUGUACCUGGCUGUCCCCAGGCCUGUGCCACACCCUUGCCCUCCCUGCCCAGCACACGGCCCAGGAGUCAGAUCAGCCCAGGAGCCAGGAGCCCCUCACCUGUCCGCCUGCUGGGCCCAUCCGCUGGGGAGACAUGAGCCAGUAGGCAGAGCUGCCAGGCCCUGAAGCCGUGGCUCCGGCUCAGGGCCAACCCUGGGUCCCUCCAGACGGGCCUGGGUGGCUGCCCUGGUCUCCCCGGUUGCAGCCACUGGAUGCAAAGUGCUGCUUGUGUCUGGGUCCUCCUGGGACCUGUCCACCAUCCCCCAGAACUUUGUCAAGGUCUCCCUCCGCCCACCCACCUGGUGGGGGCCGUGCUGUGGUCACAAUCUGAGGGCCCUGCUGUGAGUUGAACUGUGCCCCCAAAAAGAUGUGCUGAAGUCCUCAUCCCCAGGACACGUGCAUGUGGCCUUAGUAGGAAACAGGAUCCCCACAGACGUCCUUGAG